UAUGACAAAAUCUAGUGAAACCAGUGGAACAUGACACCUUUGCGGCCAUUGUCACCGACAAAUUGCUUUUGCUUUUCGAUGCCUACUGUACAACGACAUUAUUCAUCAGCGUUAUGGCUGGUAUCUUUUGGAUACUCCAGAUAUUUCUUGUAAUUGGCAACCAUGUAGCACAUAUGCACUUAGCAAAGAUAAAGAAUAAACCAAAAUCCGAGGUGAUAACUGGGAAAAUGCUCAGCAGCUGUGUUUGUGAUAUCAAUGGAGACAUAUACAACCUUACCAGCGCAGGGAACCCGUCUGGACCAACACCGCUCAGCUUUCCUGAGACAAAAGAGGCAUAUUUUUACCUUAUCAGCAUAUGCUACCCUUUCGAAUGGCCACAAGUUUUGAAAAACAAUCCAACACUUAUAUCAAGGUUCGUAUGGUGGCUAAAAAGACCACCUUACCAACCUCGAUGCCAAGGAGCCUCGCUGUGCCAAAGAAGUGAUAGUGAUCCUGAUGAUUAUUUCAAGUUGGUAACAUCACAGAAAGAUUCGAUCAAUUGUUUCCUUAAUCGCACAACUGGUCAUGUUAAUUGGGUGUACAAAGGCGUUGGACCGCUUUUCAGCAAAGGGGGGCUGGUCCUUAAUUUAAACUGUGGAAGCAGUCAUAAGAUUCGUGGAAUCCGUGAUAUUGAUCGCACGAAAGGGAACCCUUGGAAGUAUGUGAACAUAACAGAUAAAUGCUGUUGCAAAAAUCGAUGCAAAGAAGCAGAAAGUUCCACACUUCAGCCAUCUAAAGAUGUCACGAGAAAGUCUGCGGAACUAUAUGCAGAGCUUGGUAUUGGAUUCUUGGUUUUAUUUGUCUUGCUUGUGUUAGGAGUCAGGUUUGUAGUGAAGCGUCUUGCAGCACAAACGAUUAUACCUCAAGAUCCUCCUGAAAAUUACGGGACAUUUGUCACUGAUCCUGUUCUGCGACAAAAACUUAUUCCAUAUAGUGAAAUACAAAAUAUAAUGAAAGUUGAUGAAGGAUCUUUUGGGGUUGUCUCAAGAGGUACAUGGCGUGGGUCAGAAGUUGCUAUCAAAAGAAUAAAAGAUCACAUUAUUGAAGAAGAUAAGAACCAUUUUCUUGAAGAGUCUAAGUGGAUGAGUAGGCUUACAAAUCGACACAUAGUGCAGUUCUAUGGUAUAUGUCACAUGGAGCCCAAUCUAUGCAUUAUCAGUGAAUUCAUGAGCGGGGGAUCAGUUGCUGAUGUUAUCCAUAAAAGAAAAGAAGUUCUCACAUGGGAAAGAAUAAUAGAAUGGUCUACACAUGCAGCCACAGGGAUACUUUACCUGCAUAGCUAUAGACCAACAAUUAUUCACAGAGAUCUCAAGUCAGACAACCUGCUUGUCGAUAGAUGUGGAUGGGUUAAGGUCUGCGACUUUGGCACUCUGAAACUUAUUAAACCUUUGAUUGAACGAAAAAGGGAAAACGAUAAAGCAGAAACAUGGCCUAGUCCUUCUGGUCAAACUCAAGCAAAUAAAAGCUUUGACACCCACUGGAUAGGUACACUGCGAUGGUGUGCACCUGAAGUUAUACCAAAGCCGGGUUCCAACAAAAAGAUAAAAUUCACAACAAAAUCUGAUGCAUAUUCCUUUGCAAUCACAGUUUGGGAAAUGAUUUACAACAAACGCCCUUACCAUAUGCUUAACUGGGAUCAUCAGGUAAUAUCCGCAAUCACAAGUGGCAACACACCUAGCACCGAUGAAAACUGCCCUGAUGCACUAGAGCGUCUUCUCGGAGCGUGCUGGAAGAUGCAGCCAAAAGACAGGCCAGAUUUUACGCAAAUCUUAGAGAGAUUAUCAAGCAUUGAAGCUCCAAGUAACCGGUAACGAAUGAGAAUUUUGUUGGCAAUACUGGAUUUGUUUCUGUUCUUUACAUAAGCUUUUGAUUCAUCUAUUGAUUUUUUUAUGUAUGACCACCCCAGUUAUUUGAAUUUUGCAGAUAAUCAUACUAAUUUUUCCAUUGGCUAGAGCCAUUAGCAAAAAACUUUCCUGGUCUGUAGGUUGAGUGGAAGAUCAUCCAAACACAACGAAAGUAUUUAACGUUUUUGCAAGUGAAUAUUGCGGUAAAAUUUGCCCUCUGGUGAACGGCGUGAUAAAUAAAUGCCCAAUGAGCACAGAAACUUGCCCAGAUAUUCUUCUCAAAAGAAAACAACAGUAUUUGCAAAAUCAUUGAGCAGGGUGGAGCAUUAAUUUUGAAAGACAUUUUCAUAACCUUUGAGGGGGGGUACAGGGAUGGGGGCACAGGGAUGGGGGCACAGUACUGAGCCUAGCAAGUAGUGAAAGGGUUGAUGUUUCACAUAUCACGUAGGAAAUGCAAGCCUCUGUUUGCUGCAAAACUACAAAACUUUGUGUCCGUCGUAUCCUGGAUUACCGUUUCACUGGGAAAGUGACUUUUCAGUCAGCCCGUACGCCGUAACCUCCGUCAUUUGGGGACAGUCUUGCUCUUUGCAACUGAACCUAAGUAGUGAAAAGUGACACGAAAUUUGCAGAUUUUAACAAGAGUGAUAUGUGUGAAAACUUGCUUUGAAAACUUAAAUUUUCUUGGUAUAAGUUAUUAAUUUGAGAAACAUUAUAAUUUUACAGCAUAUCAUUUUUUGAUUAGUUUCAUCGAAUGAAUGAACGAAUGAACGUUGAAUGAAUAAUAAAUAGAAAGCAAUAUAAUUAAAAAACGACUUCGUUCAUGGAAGUCGAAUAUUGUUGUGACCAUGGUUGUGACCUUACGAGCAUAACUCUGAUGUAGUACAAAGUGAUAUUUUGAUUACAUUACACUCUAUUUUUAUAAGAGCCAGAAAAUUGAAGUUCAGCCUUGUUGUUUACAAUUUUUCCAAAACGUUGAAGCUGGAUUGUUCUAAAUUUGUUCAUGGAGGAUUGAUCAGAGUAAUCCAGUUGCGUGGUUGCCAGGGGGGGGGCAGGGGACACGUGCCCCACCAGCGACCAGGAAUCGGGAGGCACCGAAGGCGAUCCAACUCUUCAAAGGAGCGCCAAAUCCCGUGGGAAACAAAUGGGAAUGAAGAAGGCCACUUGACAUAGCAGAGCUCUGAAGAGGCGCAUAUUUCGAUAUGGAGACUUCUUCCUAUCGUCUCGUCUGUUUCUUUCUGCCUCGGCACUGCCGCGCCAUUACGCCUUCUUCUCAACCUCUGCUAAAUUUGUUCUUAAAUAAUGGGGGUUUAAGCAGUGUAAUCAUUUGCUAUCGUGCUUAAGAGGAGUGUUCAGGCCCCUUUUCUCAACAAAGUGAGUGAGCUAACCUUUAUUUGCAGACAAGUUUGAAAUUUCUUCAACGAACCCUAUAUGACGAAAAACUCCUCGUUUUUGAGAUUGAAUUAUUUAGGGGGUUCCACAUUUACAAUAACACAAGUUCAGCCUGUUCUUAAUCUUUCAUUAAAGUUGGAUCAAUUUUGAGGCUCGAGUUCUUGCAGAAUUGUUCUUAUAAAAAAGGGGUGUAAUUCUGCUUGGUUUGAGACGUUGCUUACUAGUACAAUCUAUAAAGUUUACCAGAUGUGAUUUCUGAACAACAAUACAGUUCUUGAGUAUGAUAUAUCGGUAUUAUAUCAUUAAUUAGUUAAGACGUUACUUUGGCAAGCAUCUGUAUGCUGAGCAAGGGGUGUUUUGCAAGCGGGGUUUCAUAUCUAGUUCUUAAACAUGAGAAUUAAAGAUUUUUGUACAAAUAGUUAAGUCAAACAUAUUUUGAUGCUACGUUUUAAAUAAGAUGAGCUUAUUUACGUACAUUUACUAAAUUGAUUAAUGUAAUAAUUUAUUUAAGAUUCGAUUUAAUUUUGUGCCAGGUUACAUAUGAUGUAAAUGAUUUUUAAUACGCUUGUCUUUGUAUAUAGUGAUCUGAUGUUAAUAGUUUAACGUUUCCGUGCAGAAAGAAAAUAUUCUAGCAAUUUUUAAAAUCGAGUCAAUCAUUUCAUUCGAAAUCUUUUUCUUGUCAUUUUUCAUCGCUAACUAUCUUCUUUGUUAAGUCCUGUCACUAGCGUAGCAAGAGGGCAAGUGGAGCAGCCAUUCCCUAUUUCAAC
Rhopilema esculentum is the source of this 4039-nucleotide messenger RNA. Its product is annotated as putative serine/threonine-protein kinase drkA. Gene Ontology annotation, biological process: protein phosphorylation. Gene Ontology annotation, molecular function: protein serine/threonine kinase activity; ATP binding. NCBI's taxonomy places the organism in Eukaryota, Metazoa, Cnidaria, Scyphozoa, Rhizostomeae, Rhizostomatidae. The record is from RefSeq and is a predicted model, not a curated record.